AUGAAUGAUACUACAACCGCAGAUAAUUCAAUCAUGAGUGCUGACAUUUCAAGGGGAAGUGCUUCUGCUAGCGUUGAAUCGGCAAAUAACACAGAAUUAGUGGAAAGAUUACACCGUCAGUUACGCGAUCUUGAGAGUGAAAAUACAGAACUUAAAAGAGCAAUCCCUCAUUUAAAGAAUUAUGAAGGGCAAGACUGCACUAAAUUUGUUACUGGUAAAUUAAGCGAGCUAGAGGAACAAAAAAGCAAAUAUAGAAGAGCAGUUGACCGCUUGGCAGAUCUGAACAGGAAAUUCCAAAAUUUUAAAGAUGAUGCAGAAGAAAGGAUCAGAGAGGGUGACAAAAAGUAUAAUGAUUUGAAAACCACGGCUGAUUAUCUUGAACAUGAAAAUAGCCAGUUGAGAGAUCGACUCAGAAAUGAAGAAUCUAUAAACUAUCACUUACGUGAAAAUCGUGUUGCGUCUCCAGCCGACGACAGGUUUGAUCGUUCAUUUGAAGAUUGUUUACAACAUAUUGAUCAAAAUUCUGAUUGUGAAAGCAGACAAAGCACAGCGAGAACAGAACGUCCUGAUUCGGUACGAGAACAUGCUCUUGGUCAACUUCUCUGUGCUCUUUUUGAUAAAUUACGCACUACUGCUGAUGUUUUUGCUCAAAUUCAUAGUGGAAUAGCUGGUGAGGAUGCACAGAACUCUGAGCAAAUAAAAUUGGUUGAGAGAAUUAAGAAUCUCAAAUUGGAUUUGAAUCGUUCAAUUGAAGUAUACAACAAGAAGUUUCAAGAACUUCAAAUGAGUGCGCCUUCAUCUGUUGAAAAUUUAAAUCAUUCGGAAGAAGGACCAAGUCGUAUUAAGUCAUGUUCAAGAUGUAAAAAUAUUGAAGAAGAAAGGGACACAUUAAAAGCUCAACUCAAUCGGGAAAUACUUUUGAAGAAUGAAUGUUUGGCAACUAGGGAUGAACUAGACAAAAAGUUUCGAGAAACACGCAGAUCGCUUGAAGAAAUGCGAGGUGCACUAGAGCUCAGUAACAGCCAAAUUGAGGAUUUACAAAACAAAUUACAGCGGAAUGAAUAUUAUUAUCAAAAUAAAUAUGGAGGAGCGAGGGAGCUUGAAAUAAAUGAUCUACGCAAACAAAUUACUGACCUUCGAAAUCGAAAUUUGGAAUUGGACAAUAAAAAUGAGCAAAUUUUGACAGCAGCACAAAGAUUUAAGGAAUUAAAUCAAGAAGAAUGUGCCAAUAAGGAUAGCGAAAUACAGCAACUACGCACCUCUUUGGAAAGUCAUGCACGAACAAUAAAACAAUUACAAGGAAAAUGUCAGCAAUUGGAAGAAAAAUGUCAGCAAUUGGAGGCAGAAAACAAGAACACCUUAGAAUUAAGAGAUGAAUGGAGACGAAAGGAUAUAAUGUUGAGAAAAUAUGAAGUAAAAAUUAAUAAUCUACGAGAAAUUUUGUCUGAUUAUGGGAGUUAUUUUGACCAAACUAUGGAUUAUGAACUAGUUGUAGAACGAUGCAAUACAUUACUUGCUGAGAAAAUAAAUGAAGGACACAGAAGUACAUCAUCAUCAGUGAAUAGCAUUCCGAAUAAUUGA
Molecule: messenger RNA, 1581 nt
Organism: Meloidogyne enterolobii
Lineage: Eukaryota; Metazoa; Nematoda; Chromadorea; Rhabditida; Meloidogynidae
Source: the annotation of a GenBank genome assembly